Indicator indicator is the source of this 1830-nucleotide messenger RNA. It is a transcript of the gene RNF44, whose product is annotated as ring finger protein 44. The record is from RefSeq and is a predicted model, not a curated record. Lineage: Eukaryota; Metazoa; Chordata; Aves; Piciformes; Indicatoridae.
AUGGCUGCGGAGCGUGACACGCCUGGUCACGUGGGGCGCGCCGCGCUGCCCCCGCCCGCCCCCCGCCGCCAGCCGCGCGCGCCCCCGGGGCCUCCCGAGUGUUGUGACUCGGUCCGGUGCGUCCCGCCGUCACCGCUGCUUCUUAAAGGGGCAGGCAACGCCCCGCUCCCCACUGGCCUGGCGGCGGCUACCCCGGCACGCCGGCGAUCCCGCCGCCCCGAGCCGUGCAAAACAAAGAGGCACCGGAAGCAGCGGCGGCGGGGAGGGGGCCGGCCCGGCGGGGGGCGGGAGGCGGGAGGGAGGGAGGGGAGGGCCGGUGGCGGGCGGGGGGGGCAGGCCCGGGCCCGGCGUCGGCGAACAAAGAGCGGCGGGAGGGGGCGGGGGCGCCGCAGCGGCACCGGAGCGGCGGCCCAGGCCAUCGCUGCAGGAUCCAAGGUGCUGGUGUCUUGCCCUGCCUGGAGCCUGAGGUCCCGCGUGCCCAUCCGCUUCCUGACGUCACCAAUGCGACCAUGGGAACUGGCAGUGAAUAGGCGGCCACCCUCUGCCCCUUUUAACCAGCGCCGUUUCUCAGGGGGACCCUGCAGCAGCCCUGACCACCUCCGGCGAAGCCCCCCUGCCAGGCGUCAGUGGGGACGACGCGACCGACCUCUGGCAACCCUGCUAGGCCAGGAUGAGCCCCAGCUGCACCCUGCCUUCCCCCAGCAGCCGCACAUCCCUGUAGAUGAGCCCCGCGCCUACGCUCUCCCCAGCACACCACCACGAAUGCUUCACCCGGCUGCUCACCCGCCCCACCAGAACCCAUUCAUGGUGGAUCUGCAUGACCAGGUGCACCAGGGACCUGUCCCUCUCUCCUACACGGUUACCACUGUCACGACGCAAGGCUUCCCUAUCCACGCCGGCCAGCACAUCCCUGGGUGCAGCACCCAGCAGCUCCCAGCAUGCUCAGUGAUGUUCAGUGGACAGCACUACCCGCUCUGCUGCCUCCCGCCCCCGCUGAUCCAGGCAUGCGCCAUGCAACAGCUUCCCGUCUCCUACCAGACAUUCCCCCCCAUCAUCUCCAGCGACCAUUACAUUCUGCACCCUCCUCCACCGCCAGUGCCCCCCCACCAGCCGCCCCACAUGGCUCCCCUGGGGCAGUUUGUACCUCUCCAAGCCCAGCACCCACGCAUGCCUCUGCAGAGGAUAGAUAAUGAUGUGGACCUGCGAGGGGAGCAGCACCCCAUUGCGGGCUUCACGUACCCCCCAUCCCACCACGCUCCCACACUGUCCCCUUCUGUGCCACUGCAUUACCUCUCCCAUGACCCGCUGCACCAAGAACUGCCAUUUGGCGUGCCAUACCCCCACAUGAUGCCCCGGCGGCUGAACACCCAGCGGUACCGGCUGCAGCAGGCGCUGCCCCCACCACCGCCCCCUCCACCACCCCCUCCAUACUACCCGAGCUUCCUGCCCUAUUUCCUCUCAAUGCUUCCUGUGUCGCCAACGGCUGUGGGGCCCACAAUCAGCCUAGACCUGGAUGUGGAUGAUGUGGAGAUGGAAAAUUAUGAGGCAUUGCUAAACCUGGCUGAGAGGCUGGGGGAGGCCAAGCCACGGGGACUCACCAAAGCAGAUAUCGAGCACCUCCCGUCUUACCGCUUCAAUCCUGAGAGCCACCAAUCCGAGCAGACCCUGUGUGUCGUGUGCUUCAGCGACUUUGAGGCCCGGCAGCUUCUUCGCGUCCUGCCCUGCAACCACGAGUUCCACGCCAAGUGUGUCGACAAAUGGUUAAAGGCAAACCGCACGUGCCCCAUCUGCCGGGCGGACGCGUCGGAGGUGCAGCGGGAGGCGGACUGA